GAGUGUCAGACGCAUGCGCAGCAUUGGCUAGCUAUGGAAGACCUGCUAUUGGAAAGAGCUAGGUGUCUGAUAGACAGAGAAUCUGCUCUGUCUAGUGACAUUCGGCGAAUUCUGUGUGAAACUUCAUAUGCUGAGGGUGUUAGUAAAGUACACCUCGAAGACGAACAUUUCGAUUUCUCGGUCAUUGCUAGAACUUUGUUUCUUCGCGAUAAGAGUGAGCUCGCGAACCAGCAUAAUGAUGUUUGUUGGUCUGGUUUGGCUCGCUCUCUGCUGCCGUAUAUUGAAGCUGCUCACGGAUACGUGAGUCGAGCGAGAAUGGAAGAAAUUCGUGCACAGGUUUUGCCAUUUGUUCGUUGGACGGGCAAGGACAAGGUGUUCGAACAGUGCAUUCAGUAUGUCAAAUCUACUGAUUCCAAUGAGUUUCUGUUGUGUUUACUCCUCUGGACUGCUUCACUAGAGCGAGCUCUGGGAGAUGUUUAUGUCUCUAUAUCAGGAGCUUCACAGUGCCCUCCUCUUUUGAAAGAUCUUCUUUGUACCACUGAAUUGGAGCAAGUAUUUGGAAGGCCAGCAAUGUGCUGUCUGAAAGCAAUAGUUGGAUCACCCACUGGCUUUAAUUUGAGAAAUAUUGCUUGGCACGGCUUUUUUUCAGCAGCUGAAUUACAAUGCCAGUUUGUAUCAUUUUUAUUGAUCUUGAUUGCUUCACUAGGACAUUUAUUAGAAGCAAAUGAAAUGCAAAUACGUCAUCGAGAUCUUGUGUCAUAUGUUGACAAGGUUGAUGUAGUCUCUACUGCAGUUCCACCAAUCCAUGAAAUGGAAUCAGAGUCACUGAUUACUAUUAUGAGAAAUUCUGAGAUUUUCCCAUCUCGAUUCGAAGAUACCUUCAUUUACUCCAUUGGACUACUCAAAUCUGACAGGCAACAUUGGAUUUGCAUGGUUCUGUUGCUACCACAACUAGAGCACGUUUUGAGGCGCCUGUAUGCAGUUGUCAAUGAUUGUUCAGAGCGUGUUCUUACUGCUAAGUCGUCUGUUUUAUACACAACGUUGGAUGAGAUUUUGUGCCCACUUGUUACCAAUAUGAAAUCAAACCAACUAAUGUCAAUACUGAAUUCAGCACAGCUGAAGCAAAUUUUUGAUUUGCUUACUUAUCCCGAAGGACUUCGACUGAGGGACAAGCUGAGUCAUGGGGAGGUGGAUAUUUUUAGUCUACCAGUCCAACUGACCAACUUUGUUGUCACCAUACUUGUAUCAGUAUGCUAUCAAUGGAUACCAAAGGCAAUGAAACUGUCUUCUCAGUAUUUUGGAGCAUCUGCUGAAGCAGUUUUAGCAAGCAUGGACAGCUAUGGAGUUUUAUUUCAUCCAAGUGCAUUUCUCAAGCGACAGAUUUUCAAUGCAGUUUUGAAAGGCGAAUGUUUGCAGGAAGUUGAAUUGCCAGAUGACAGUACUCCUCAUGCAUGCUUGCAGUACAUUGUUGAUGGUAACACACUGAUGGCAUGUGUCAUAGACACUAGUUGCCACAAAGUUGAAGACUUAAGCCUGUGUGCAUUAGAGAUCACUAAGACCAAGUGGACUUAUUAUAUUGGUGGCUUAGAUCACGUUGUUAACUGGUUAAAGUCAGCUGAUUUGCCAUCAUUGUACCCUACUAGAGAAUCUCUUGAAGUUGUGGGAAUUUUGAGAAGAGUGAUGGAUCACUGGUCAUGUUCAGUGGCACAGAUUGUUCACUUUGGAAAGCAGAGAAAGAGCCAGUGGUGUAAAAGAGAACUAAGAUCAAGACAGAGGCACAAUUAUGAAAGUUUCUGUAAAAGUUUUCCCAUGCUGUGUUUACUAUUACAUUGCUUACUUCUUGACGUGUGUCUUAACCUUUGUGCCAUGAUGGACGGCUGGAUACCUGAUGUUGAUUCUAUAAGGUGUGUCAAGAGUAGUUUGCAAUGUGCUGAGAAGCUUCACAUACAUACAAGCAGUAGUGCCAACAAAUGGCAUGAAGCAUGUGCUCUUUUCACUGUAUUUCAGGAAAACUUGGAGAGGCAGAAACAAACCCAACUGAAGAAACGUGAUAUUUAAUCUAAGUGGUAGUGCAUGGACAAAGAGAAGUACAAUCUCUUAACUGCCACGCUGUUACCCUAUAGCAUGGAUACGCGAAGUGCAGUGUAACAUGUAUUUUGAUUCAAGUACAGUUUACAUGUAUUUGAUUCAAUUCUUACCUUACUUUAGAACUUCUCAGUAAUUGUUGAUUUACUUACGAUCA
Messenger RNA from Corticium candelabrum, 2242 nucleotides. RefSeq names its product endoplasmic reticulum membrane-associated RNA degradation protein-like. The transcript has 21 exons. The record is from RefSeq and is a predicted model, not a curated record. NCBI's taxonomy places the organism in Eukaryota, Metazoa, Porifera, Homoscleromorpha, Homosclerophorida, Plakinidae. The coding region runs from base 34 to 2058 and encodes 674 amino acids.